UUCUCUUGGCUCCCGCGGGCCGGAGCUGCGUUCUGAAGACCCGGCUCCCGCCGGGAUUGACGCGCUGGGGGGAGGAGCGGUUUCUAGCUGCGCGCCUCUCAGGAGCAUUACGGCUGGGCUCGUUCCCGGCUCCGGCCGCCAGCCCCAGCCUCCCGGGUCCGGAGCGGGGACUGGAGGAGGCGGCGAGGGAGGGAGCGCGAGCGAGGAGGCACGCGCCCGCCUGCCCGUCCGCGCCCAGACCGCUGCCGCCGCCUUAGCAGCCAUGGCCGAGCGUCGCGCCUUCGCCCAGAAGAUCAGCAGAACUGUGGCUGCUGAAGUCAGGAAGCAGAUCUCUGGACAGUAUAGUGGCUCUCCCCAGCUGCUCAAAAACCUCAACAUUGUUGGCAAUAUAUCCCAUCAUACCACAGUGCCGCUUACUGAAGCAGUAGACCCAGUGGAUUUGGAAGAUUACCUCCUUACUCAUCCUUUAGCUGUGGACUCUGGACCUUUAAGGGAUUUGGUUGAAUUCCCUCCAGAUGAUAUUGAAGUGGUUUAUAGUCCUAGGGACUGCAGAACUCUUGUUUCAGCUGUACCUGAAGAAAGUGAAAUGGAUCCACAUGUUAGAGAUUGUAUUAGAAGUUAUACAGAAGACUGGGCAAUUGUGAUCAGAAAAUAUCAUAAACUGGGAACAGGAUUUAAUCCUAAUACAUUAGAUAAACAGAAAGAAAGGCAAAAAGGUUUGCCGAAACAGGUGUUUGAAUCUGAUGACGCUCCAGAUGGCAACAACUACCAGGAUGAACAAGAUGAUCUUAAAAGACGUUCAAUGUCAAUAGACGAUACUCCAAGGGGUAGCUGGGCCUGCAGUAUUUUUGACUUGAAAAAUUCACUUCCUGAUGCUUUGCUUCCCAAUUUACUUGAUCGAACUCCAAACGAAGAAAUAGACCGUCAGAAUGAUGAGCAAAGGAAAUCAAACCGUCACAAGGAACUCUUUGCCUUGCAUCCAUCACCAGAUGAGGAAGAGCCAAUAGAACGACUUAGUGUUCCUGAUGUGCCCAAAGAACAUUUUGGUCAAAGACUUCUUGUAAAAUGUUUAUCACUAAAGUUUGAGAUUGAAAUUGAACCCAUUUUUGCAAGUUUGGCUUUGUAUGAUGUGAAAGAAAAGAAAAAGAUUUCAGAAAACUUUUAUUUUGACCUUAAUUCUGAGCAGAUGAAAGGAUUAUUACGUCCACAUGUUCCACCUGCUGCCAUUACCACCCUGGCAAGAUCAGCUAUUUUUUCUAUCACUUACCCUUCCCAAGAUGUUUUUCUUGUAAUAAAGCUAGAAAAAGUGCUGCAGCAGGGAGACAUUGGAGAGUGUGCAGAACCGUAUAUGAUUUUCAAAGAAGCAGACGCCACCAAGAAUAAGGAAAAAUUGGAGAAGCUGAAAAGUCAAGCUGAUCAGUUUUGUCAAAGACUUGGGAAGUAUCGCAUGCCUUUUGCUUGGACUGCAAUCCAUUUAAUGAAUAUUGUUAGCAGUGCUGGGAGUUUGGAAAGAGAUUCUACAGAGGUAGAAAUAAGCACUGGAGAACGAAAGGGGUCUUGGUCCGAGAGGAGGAAUUCUAGUAUUGUUGGAAGAAGAUCACUUGAAAGGACAACAAGUGGAGAUGAUGCUUGUAACUUGACCAGCUUUCGACCUGCUACUCUCACAGUAACAAAUUUUUUUAAGCAGGAAGGAGAUCGCUUAAGUGAUGAAGAUCUGUACAAGUUCCUUGCUGAUAUGAGAAGGCCAUCUUCUGUUUUACGGCGACUAAGACCUAUUACGGCUCAGCUGAAGAUAGACAUUUCUCCUGCACCUGAAAAUCCUCAUUACUGCCUGACCCCAGAGCUGCUUCAAGUGAAGCUUUACCCUGACAGUAGAGUUAGACCUACUAGAGAAAUUUUGGAGUUUCCUGCAAGGGAUGUCUACGUUCCAAACACUACUUACAGAAACCUUCUCUACAUAUACCCUCAGAGUCUCAAUUUUGCCAACCGUCAAGGUUCUGCCAGAAACAUAACAGUGAAAGUCCAGUUUAUGUAUGGGGAGGAUCCUAGCAAUGCUAUGCCGGUAAUCUUUGGUAAAUCUAGCUGUUCAGAAUUUUCAAAGGAAGCCUAUACAGCCGUAGUAUAUCAUAACAGGUCUCCUGAUUUUCAUGAAGAAAUCAAGGUUAAACUCCCUGCUACUUUAACUGACCAUCAUCACUUGCUUUUUACUUUUUAUCAUGUUAGUUGUCAACAAAAACAAAAUACUCCUCUUGAAACUCCUGUUGGAUACACAUGGAUACCAAUGCUUCAGAAUGGACGAUUGAAGACUGGGCAGUUUUGCCUACCAGUCUCACUGGAAAAACCUCCACAGGCUUAUUCUGUACUGUCUCCUGAGGUUCCCCUGCCUGGCAUGAAAUGGGUAGAUAAUCACAAAGGUGUUUUUAAUGUUGAAGUUGUUGCUGUUUCAUCUAUCCAUACUCAAGAUCCUUAUCUUGAUAAGUUCUUUGCUCUGGUAAAUGCUCUGGAUGAACACAUGUUCCCAGUCCGAAUUGGAGACAUGCGGAUCAUGGAAAAUAAUUUAGAAAAUGAAUUGAAGAGCAGUAUUUCAGCAUUGAAUUCAUCUCAGUUGGAACCAGUGGUCCGAUUUCUUCAUCUCCUGCUUGAUAAACUGAUACUUUUAGUUGUUAGACCUCCUGUCAUUGCUGGCCAAAUAGUUAAUUUAGGUCAAGCAUCAUUUGAAGCUAUGGCAUCAAUUAUAAAUCGGCUUCACAAAAACUUGGAAGGAAAUCAUGACCAGCAUGGCAGAAACAGCCUUCUUGCAUCAUAUAUCUAUUAUGUUUUUCGGUUGCCAAAUACUUACCCUAAUUCACCAUCACCAGGUCCUGGGGGUUUGGGAGGAUCAGUGCAUUAUGCCACAAUGGCUAGAUCCGCUGUGAGACCUGCAAGCCUUAAUUUAAAUCGUUCUCGGAGCCUUAGUAAUAGUAAUCCAGAUAUAUCUGGAACUCCCACGUCCCCAGAUGAUGAAGUACGGUCAAUCAUCAGCAGUAAGGGUUUAGAUCGCUCCAAUUCCUGGGUUAACACUGGUGGUCCAAAAGCUGCCCCAUGGGGAUCCAACCCCAGUCCAAGUGCAGAAUCAACACAGGCUAUGGAUCGAAGUUGUAAUCGUAUGUCUUCGCACACAGAGACGUCAAGUUUCUUACAAACAUUAACGGGACGCUUACCAACUAAAAAGCUUUUUCAUGAGGAGCUGGCUUUGCAGUGGGUUGUUUGCAGUGGCAGCGUUCGGGAAUCAGCUUUGCAACAAGCCUGGUUCUUUUUUGAGUUAAUGGUAAAGAGCAUGGUGCAUCACUUAUACUUUAAUGAUAAACUUGAUGCACCGAGGAAGACUCGUUUUCCAGAACGUUUCAUGGACGACAUUGCUGCUCUUGUCAGUACAAUUGCUAGUGAUAUAGUUUCACGAUUUCAGAAGGACACAGAAAUGGUUGAGAGACUCAACACAAGCCUUGCAUUUUUUCUCAAUGAUCUGUUGUCUGUUAUGGACAGAGGAUUUGUCUUUAGCCUUAUAAAGACCUGCUAUAAACAGGUAUCUUCAAAGCUUUAUUCAUUACCAAGUCCAAGUGUCCUGGUGUCCUUGAGGCUUGAUUUUUUGCGAAUCAUCUGCAGCCAUGAGCACUAUGUUACCUUAAACUUACCCUGCAGCCUGCUCACUCCACCUGCAUCACCAUCACCUUCUGUUUCUUCUGCAACGUCUCAGAGUUCUGGAUUUUCCACCAAUGUCCAAGACCAGAAGAUUGCAAAUAUGUUUGAAUUGUCUGUGCCUUUCCGCCAACAGCAUUAUUUGGCAGGACUUGUGUUAACAGAGCUGGCUGUCAUUUUGGACCCUGACGCUGAAGGACUGUUUGGAUUGCAUAAGAAAGUCAUCAAUAUGGUACACAAUUUAUUAUCCAGUCACGACUCAGAUCCACGGUACUCUGACCCCCAGACAAAGGCUCGAGUGGCUAUGUUGUAUCUACCUCUGAUUGGUAUUAUCAUGGAAACUGUUCCUCAGCUAUAUGAUUUUACAGAAACUCACAAUCAACGAGGAAGACCAAUCUGUAUAGCUGCUGAUGACUACGAGAGUGAGAGUGGAAGCAUGAUAAGCCAGACAGUCGCCAUGGCAAUUGCAGGAACAUCAGUCCCUCAGCUAACAAGGCCCGGCAGCUUCCUCCUCACGUCAACGAGUGGCAGGCAACACACUACCUUCUCAGCAGAAUCAAGUCGGAGUCUUUUGAUCUGUCUGCUUUGGGUUCUCAAGAAUGCAGAUGAGACAGUUCUACAAAAGUGGUUUACAGAUCUCUCAGUCCUGCAGCUAAACCGGCUAUUAGAUCUGCUUUAUCUUUGUGUAUCUUGCUUUGAGUACAAAGGAAAGAAAGUAUUUGAAAGAAUGAAUAGUUUGACCUUUAAGAAAUCAAAAGACAUGAGAGCAAAGCUUGAGGAAGCUAUUCUUGGAAGCAUAGGUGCUAGGCAAGAAAUGGUGCGCCGAAGCCGAGGACAGCUUGAGAGAAGCCCAUCUGGAAGUGCCUUUGGAAGUCAAGAAAAUCUGAGGUGGAGAAAGGAUAUGACUCACUGGCGUCAAAACACUGAGAAGCUUGACAAGUCAAGAGCAGAGAUUGAACACGAAGCACUGAUUGACGGCAAUCUGGCUACUGAAGCAAAUCUAAUCAUUCUGGAUACAUUAGAGAUUGUUGUUCAGACAGUUUCUGUAACAGAAUCCAAAGAGAGCAUCCUUGGUGGGGUGCUGAAAGUGUUACUACACAGCAUGGCUUGUAACCAAAGUGCAGUUUAUCUACAGCACUGUUUUGCUACCCAGAGAGCCCUGGUUUCAAAGUUCCCGGAGCUCUUGUUUGAAGAAGAAACAGAGCAGUGUGCUGACCUAUGCCUCCGGCUUCUGCGGCACUGUAGCAGUAGCAUCAGUACCAUACGGUCACAUGCUAGUGCCUCCCUUUACCUGCUUAUGAGACAGAACUUUGAGAUUGGGAAUAACUUCGCCAGGGUUAAAAUGCAGGUAACCAUGUCACUGUCUUCCUUGGUGGGCACAUCUCAGAAUUUUAAUGAAGAAUUUUUAAGACGUUCUUUAAAGACUAUACUGACAUAUGCGGAAGAAGAUUUGGAAUUGAGGGAAACAACAUUUCCUGAUCAGGUUCAAGAUUUGGUUUUUAAUCUCCAUAUGAUCCUUUCUGAUACUGUUAAAAUGAAGGAACACCAGGAGGAUCCUGAAAUGUUAAUUGAUCUAAUGUACAGAAUUGCCAAGGGCUACCAGACCUCUCCAGAUCUGCGGCUGACCUGGUUGCAGAACAUGGCUGGCAAACACUCAGAGCGCAGCAAUCAUGCUGAAGCUGCCCAGUGCCUCGUUCACUCAGCAGCACUUGUCGCUGAAUAUCUGAGCAUGUUGGAGGACCGGAAGUAUCUUCCAGUGGGAUGUGUAACCUUUCAGAAUAUUUCCUCUAAUGUUUUAGAAGAAUCUGCAGUCUCAGAUGACGUGGUAUCUCCAGAUGAAGAAGGUAUCUGCUCUGGAAAGUACUUUACUGAGUCAGGACUUGUGGGAUUACUGGAGCAAGCAGCUGCUUCUUUCUCUAUGGCUGGCAUGUAUGAAGCAGUUAACGAAGUUUACAAAGUACUUAUUCCUAUUCAUGAAGCUAAUCGGGAUGCCAAGAAACUGUCCACGAUUCAUGGUAAACUUCAGGAAGCCUUCAGCAAAAUUGUUCAUCAGAGUACUGGCUGGGAGCGGAUGUUUGGCACCUAUUUUCGUGUCGGUUUUUAUGGAACUAAGUUUGGGGAUUUGGAUGAACAAGAAUUUGUUUACAAGGAACCUGCAAUAACCAAACUCGCAGAGAUAUCUCACAGAUUGGAGGGAUUUUAUGGAGAAAGAUUUGGAGAGGAUGUAGUUGAAGUCAUCAAAGAUUCUAAUCCUGUGGACAAGUGUAAAUUAGAUCCUAACAAGGCCUAUAUUCAGAUUACCUACGUGGAACCAUACUUUGACACAUAUGAGAUGAAGGACAGAAUCACAUAUUUUGACAAAAAUUAUAAUCUUCGUCGUUUCAUGUACUGUACACCCUUCACUUUAGAUGGUCGUGCCCAUGGGGAACUUCAUGAGCAAUUCAAACGGAAGACCAUUCUGACUACUUCUCAUGCCUUUCCUUACAUUAAGACAAGAGUCAACGUCACCCACAAAGAGGAGAUCAUCUUAACACCAAUUGAAGUUGCUAUUGAAGACAUGCAGAAAAAAACUCAGGAGUUGGCAUUUGCAACACAUCAAGAUCCAGCAGACCCCAAAAUGCUUCAGAUGGUUCUCCAGGGGUCUGUAGGCACAACAGUGAAUCAGGGGCCUUUGGAAGUUGCCCAGGUUUUCCUAUCUGAAAUACCUAGUGACCCAAAGCUCUUCAGACAUCAUAAUAAACUGCGACUUUGCUUCAAAGAUUUUACUAAAAGGUGUGAAGAUGCCUUAAGGAAAAAUAAGAGCUUAAUUGGGCCAGAUCAAAAGGAGUAUCAAAGGGAACUGGAGAGAAAUUAUCAUCGCCUUAAAGAGGCCCUACAGCCUCUGAUAAACCGAAAGAUCCCUCAGUUAUACAAGGCAGUAUUACCUGUUACCUGCCAUAGAGAUUCCUUCAGUCGAAUGAGUCUGCGCAAAAUGGAUCUCUAAUUUAAAUGCACUUGUUUUAUUCAUUUGAAAAAAGCCAUGUAUUCAACACUGAGUGUGAAAAGAAUUUAAGAGCUAUUGAAAAAGACUUGGGACUUAAUUCUGGAAAUUAUAGCAUUAAUUUACUCAUGGAAGAAUGCAGUGGCCAAAAUAAUAUCAAAUGGCAAUUGGUGAAGUUUGAGAAUCAUGGCUGUGGUUUCUAAUGUUCCGGUAAUAUGCUGUCCUUUUUUAAAAAGACAUUUUAAUAACUCAAAGGUACACUUACAUUUACCAUUAUUUAUACCAUAGCUAACGUUAAAUUUAUUUACUUUAAGUCUGUAUUUUUUAAUUUAUAUUACCAUUUAUAGAUUUGUUUGGAACCAUUUUAAAUGUAGUAAUGCUUAUUUUAAAGGUACUAUUAAAUAUGUGAACAUUUACACUAAUUAAAAGACUUAAAAAUUUUUUUAUUGAUAAAAGCAGAGAAUGAGUUAAGAGUUGAUUCAAGAAAUAGUUGCAAAAAUAGCAAAAUGAAAAUCAUAAUUGACAGUCACUUUAUGGGCCCACAUAAUAGCUCCAGAUUAAAUAAAUAGGUGGAAAUAAGUUGAUAACUGGCUUAAGUCUUCAGACUGGUUUCUAAAGUAUUUUCCAGACACCCCAAAAUGGUAUUUAGAACCGCCGAAGUAACUACCUGAUAACUUCUCUCUAUAAAUGAUUAUAUACUAGGAUAGCUAAUACCCAGUUUGAUCUCUGACUCAACCUUAUAGUAAUGAUAGUAUGAGCUGACUCUUACCAACUAAAAUGAACGACUCCUGUUUCAAAUUAAAUAAGCCCAUCAUCUCAUCAGUUUUUACUCUUAUGCAACUAAAAUGAGUCCUGUUUCAGAUUACAUCAGUCAUUUCAUCAGUUUUUAGUGAUCUAAACUGAUAAAUUAGAAAUCUGCUUUAAACUUAUUUACAUCACCAUAAAAAUAAGAGUGUUUGAUUUUAAUCUGUCAGGUGAAUAAGAAGUUAUAUUUUUUGAUACUUGUAUAGAUUUUACAAAGUACAUGUAUAAAAGGUAAAAUUACCUGUCAAUUAAAAUUGAGAGCUAAUUUAAAAUUAUAACUUUUAUGAUAUGAAAAACUAAUUCAGGUUUUUUUCAACAUAUAUUUGGCAAGCUUUUCCAAGGCAGAGUGUAUUAAGGAUUUCUGAAAAUGUCUGGUUUUUUCUUUGUGCAGUUUUAGGAAAGAUCACUUGUAAUCUGUCCCUUUGAUCUACUGACCACUUACAUGAAUCACUGAAGAACUGAUCAAACACGGUACUUUCAUUCUUCUAAGAGCAUAGAUAUGAUGGCUAAUAUUCCCUGCUCCAGCCUAUCUUUUUAACAGGCAAUAUUAUCUAAAAUUCCUCUUACCUAUAUCAAUUCAAAGACAAUCUCAGAAAGGUUUUUCAGGUGAGUUACAGGUGAACCAAAAUGGGUCAACUAGGAAGUCAGAAAAGCAUAACCUCAAAAAUGUAUGAGAACAGAGGAUCCAGAUGGACAAUAAAAAAAGGCAGAGUCAAGGAGAGAAACUCUUUAAAGCAAGCAAAAAAAGGUAACUUAUUUACAUAGUCUCCUUUUAAGGGGGGGGGGGAAGAAUAUUAAGUAAUUCCUAGGACAUUUCUCUUAAGGUUACACAUAUAUGAGAAUUUGGAUUGCCAUCCAUCUCAGUCACUAUCAAGAACUUUAAGAUUUGUAUGACUUAAUGAUUAUGCAACAAUCAUUGUCUGACUUGAGUCACAAGAGGCUUCCUCUCAAAACACUGGUAUAACGGAACACUUCCUAACUUACCUUACUGUGUUCUUCAGUUUUUUAAAAGAUAAAAUUUUUGUGUCAGCAGUCUAUACUAGUUCUUAGCCAUAGCUGUCUCUUGAGUGUUACAGAAGCCCAAGUUCUGUCCUAGAACUACUCCAUCGGAGCUCAUAAAGUAAUGUUAAGGAUGUUUUAUUUUUAAAGGUCUAUUAGUGACUCCUACUCCCUCAACUGCUUAUGGGUGGUGUUCUGAACUCUUUAAAAGGUCCCAUUGAUUCUGAAUGUAGACAGAGGUGUGAACUGUGACUUUUUAUAUUGUACCAUCUUGUAAAAGAAUUUGUAAAACUAACUGUAUAGAUUAUUAGUUGACUGGUACUCUUAUUUGUUGAAGUGGGGUAUAGCAGUGUUAUUCCAAGAAUUACAUAUUCUUUGGAUUUUUAAUUUCUUAAUAUCAGGAAUGUCCUUUAACAAGUCAUAAUUGAUUUACCAAUUUAAUGUUUAAAGUGAAAAUUUAACCCAGUUUUUCUGUGCCUAAAGCCUUAAGUUCUCCAGUUUUGGAUUCCUUAAAGUUAUACAUCUACUUUAAAGGAAAACUAGGUACGACAAUUAAGAUGGACCAAUAAGCACAAUUUCUAUUUGAAAAUUUCUUCACCUCCAACUGUCAGAAAGUAUUGAGUAUUAUUAAAGGUAAUUAUGCAUGUUUA
This is a messenger RNA of Capra hircus (goat), 9108 nucleotides long. RefSeq names its product dedicator of cytokinesis 7 (gene DOCK7). Gene Ontology annotation, molecular function: guanyl-nucleotide exchange factor activity. The coding region runs from base 263 to 6658 and encodes 2131 amino acids. The transcript is spliced from 50 exons. Gene Ontology annotation, biological process: small GTPase-mediated signal transduction; axonogenesis; positive regulation of GTPase activity. The record is from RefSeq and is a predicted model, not a curated record. NCBI's taxonomy places the organism in Eukaryota, Metazoa, Chordata, Mammalia, Artiodactyla, Bovidae.